GCCCACUGGUAGGGCUCAGGGGCUCUGUCCACCAUGGCCUGGACUCUUCUCCUUCUCAUGCUCCUCUCUCACUGCACAGGUUCCCUCUCCCAGCCUGUGCUGACUCAGCCAUCUUCCCAUUCCGCAUCUCCUGGAGCGCCAGCCAGACUCACCUGCACGCUGAGCAGUGGCUUCAGUGUUGGUGACUUCUGGAUACGGUGGUACCAACAAAAGCCAGGGAGCCCUCCCCGGUAUCUCCUGUACUACCACUCAGACUCAGAUAAGCACCAAGGCUCUGGAGUUCCCAGCCGCUUCUCUGGAUCCAAUGAUGCAUCAGCCAAUGCAGGGAUUCUGCAUAUCUCUGGGCUCCAGCCUGAGGAUGAGGCUGACUAUUACUGUUGUACAUGGCAUGGCAACUCUAAGACUCACACAGUGCUCCAGACCCAUGAGGAAGUCAGACAAAAACCUCCCCUCUACUCUCCUGGCCUGGUGAAGUCACCCCUGCUGGUGACUCUGACCAAAUCUAACUCAGGGGGUAGCAUCUGUUGUCACACCAACAGCACUGGAGCUCCCACUGACAAGUAG
This is a messenger RNA of Macaca mulatta (Rhesus monkey), 564 nucleotides long. The record is from RefSeq and is a predicted model, not a curated record. NCBI's taxonomy places the organism in Eukaryota, Metazoa, Chordata, Mammalia, Primates, Cercopithecidae.